AUGUCUCAAGUCGAGCAAGAAGUCACACUCGAGACCAGAGGCCACAUCGCCAUCAUCACCCUCAACCUGCCAAAGAAGUUGAAUGCACUCAAUGGAGACCACUACUUCCGCCUCGCCAAACUAAUGAAGGAGAUUGCCGUCAUGGAUAAUAUCUACAUCACCGUCUUGACAGGAAAAGGCCGUUACUUUUCCGCCGGCGCUGACGUCUCCAUCUCCAAAGCACCACCAAAGGACACUGACACCGAACGUCACUACCUCCAAGGCUUUGUCGCACAAAACCUGCACAUCACCCACGCCUUCUACACCCACCCCAAGAUUCUGAUUGCGGCCUUGAACGGUCCCGCUGUAGGCCUCUCGGCCGCUUUGACCGGCUUCGCAGAUUUCGUUUACGCUGCUCCUCACACUUUCAUCCUCACUCCCUUCAGCAGUUUGGGUUUGGUGACCGAAGGAGGUUCCUCCAGGGCAUUUGUAUCGCGAUUGGGAAUUGCAAAGGCAAACGAGGCUUUGAUCAUGAGUAAGCGCUUGACGUGUGAGGAGUUGGUGUCAGUGGGAUAUGUGAACGGAGUCAUGGACGUCAAGCCAGGUGAGAGCGACAAGUUCUUGGACUUGGUGCUCAAGGAGGUGGAUGAUAGGCUUGGCAAGCAUUUGAUCCCUGAGAGUCUGUUGGGUAUCAAGAAGUUGAUCAGACGACCUGAGAGGGAGAUGUUGGAUGCGCAGGGUGUCGCUGAGGUGUUUGGUGGGUUGGAUCGAUUCGUUAGCGGUGUGCCGCAAGAGCAGUUUAGAAAGAUUGCUUCGGGCGAGAAGAAGCAUAAGCUGUAG
This is a messenger RNA of Aureobasidium namibiae CBS 147.97, 819 nucleotides long. RefSeq names its product ClpP/crotonase. NCBI's taxonomy places the organism in Eukaryota, Fungi, Ascomycota, Dothideomycetes, Dothideales, Saccotheciaceae. Gene Ontology annotation, cellular component: peroxisomal matrix. The transcript is spliced from 2 exons. The record is from RefSeq and is a predicted model, not a curated record. Gene Ontology annotation, biological process: fatty acid beta-oxidation. The coding region runs from base 1 to 819 and encodes 272 amino acids.